This is a messenger RNA of Hordeum vulgare subsp. vulgare (domesticated barley), 622 nucleotides long. Its product is annotated as classical arabinogalactan protein 9-like. The coding region runs from base 128 to 457 and encodes 109 amino acids. The transcript has a single exon. The record is from RefSeq and is a predicted model, not a curated record. NCBI's taxonomy places the organism in Eukaryota, Viridiplantae, Streptophyta, Magnoliopsida, Poales, Poaceae.
GCGCCUCCUCCGUCGAUCCCAAUUCACAACUCGCAGCUCACCGUCGUCUCCUCUGCUAAGCAUUCGCCCACCGCCGUCACCUCUCUGAAUCUUCUCGAGCGAGGCUUUCUCCAUCGACAGCAACCAGAUGGCUCGCUUCGCCGUGGUCGCCGCCAUCCUCGCACUUCUUGCCGUCGCCGCAGCCGCGCAGGGCCCCAUGCCGGCGCCCAGGAUGGCCCCGCUACCCGCGCCGCCGGCGAGGUCCCCGGCCACCGCGGUGUCGCCGUCCCCGAUGGCUUCUCCGCCGGCCCCGCUCACCGACGCUCCCUCCGCGAUGACGCCCUCGACGGUCUCUGCCACACCCGCGGGAGCCCCCGUCGGCGCCCCGAGCGGCACCCCCGCAAGCUCCGCCGUGUACACCUCCGCCGCCAGCUUCGGCGCUGUCGCCGGAGCGGUGGCCGCCGCCAUCUUGUUCUAGAUGGACCCACGACUCUGUCUCUGCUUGCUGUUGUCUAUACAGUUUCAUCAUUUCUGAGAUUCUUUACUGCUCGUAUUACAGAUCGAGGAAAGGUUACACGACAUUGCGAUGUAAUCUUAUUAUGAGAUUAUUAUGAAUAUACAAAUUCGUUCAUUUGUUACCUUA